This is a messenger RNA of Camelina sativa (false flax), 949 nucleotides long. RefSeq names its product protein C2-DOMAIN ABA-RELATED 10. The record is from RefSeq and is a predicted model, not a curated record. NCBI's taxonomy places the organism in Eukaryota, Viridiplantae, Streptophyta, Magnoliopsida, Brassicales, Brassicaceae.
ACAAGGGGGGGGGAGAGAUUGAGAACGUGAUGAAUAGUUGGGGACGAGAUCACAAGCACCAAUUCCAUUUCUAUCUUUCUUUUUAAAUUAGUCUUCGUCUUCUUCCUCCUCUUUACCAUCAUCAUCUCCAAGACCAAGAGACCUAGUCAAAAAAAAAAAAAAAAAAAGCCCUUUCUUCUCUCUCAAUUCCAUCGAUGGAUCAAAGGCCUCUUGGAUUGCUCACGAUUCACGUCAAACGAGGGAUUAAUCUCGCCAUUCGCGACCACCGUAGCAGCGAUCCUUACAUCGUUAUCACCGUCGGCGAUCAGACAUUGAAGACACGUGUGGUGAAACGAAAUUGCAACCCAGUGUGGAAUGAAGAAAUGACUGUUGCAAUCAAAGAUCUCAAUGUCCCAAUCCGCUUGACAGUGUUUGACUGGGAUAAGUUCACGGGGGAUGACAAAAUGGGAGAUGCGAACAUUGACAUUCAACCGUAUUUAGAGGCUUUGAAAAUGGGGAUGGAGCUUUUGCGGCUACCUAAUGGUUGUGCUAUCAAAAGGGUUCAACCGUCAAGGCACAAUUGUUUAUCAGAUGAAAGUAGCAUUGUUUGGAACAAUGGUAAGAUCACACAAGACAUGAUCCUUAGACUUAACAAUGUCGAAUGUGGCGAGCUUGAGAUCAUGCUUGAGUGGCAUGAAGGUGCUGGUUGCAGAGGUAUCACUUCCGCUGCCAAAGAAGGCUCUUCCUCUACCUAAUUAAUUAAUGUUCUGUCAUCUGAGUGUGUUUUUGUAUGCAACAGUUGUUGUUGUUGGUGUUGUUGUUUCGAUAUUGUAUAAGCAAGCAAAUUAUGUAUGUUUUCUUGAUGACCAUUUUCAAUGGCAUGAUCAAGAACAAAAGCUGGAAAAAAUUUGAGACUUUUUGUAUGAGUUUUUUCACUUUCUGUUUUGGAUUCUCAAGAUUUUGUUUUUCU